This is a messenger RNA of Bicyclus anynana (squinting bush brown), 4744 nucleotides long. RefSeq names its product probable phosphorylase b kinase regulatory subunit beta. Gene Ontology annotation, biological process: glycogen metabolic process. Gene Ontology annotation, molecular function: calmodulin binding. The transcript is spliced from 23 exons. Bases 181 to 3423 code for a protein of 1080 amino acids. Lineage: Eukaryota; Metazoa; Arthropoda; Insecta; Lepidoptera; Nymphalidae. Gene Ontology annotation, cellular component: phosphorylase kinase complex. The record is from RefSeq and is a predicted model, not a curated record.
GACAGUAAUAUUGACCUCUGUUGACCUUCGUCCUUCACCCAUAAUAAAAAUAGUUCAAGUUUAUAAAUUAAAAAAUUAUUACAUUUUUAUUAUUUUUAGUUAUUCUUAAUUAACAUAAUGAUAUAUGUAACACAAUAACUUAACACUACACAUAAAAUAAUACUGGCUUUUCCUGAUAAUAUGAUUCGCCAAGGUAGUAUUGAUGACAUCAAUGCACAGCAGUUCCUGAAAAUCUCUAAUUAUGAAGAUACAGUGAGGCAGCUAGACAUAUACUAUGCUAUAGUUAAGAGACAACUACUAAGAUUUCAAAGUCCAAUAACUGGGCUGUUUCCAGUGUUGUCAUCUGAUCUACAUAUUGGCAGUGUGAGGGAUAGCAUAUAUUGUGCUGCAGCAGUAUGGGGCUUAUACCAAGCUUACAGACGUAUUGAUGAUGACAGAGGCAAGUCUCACGAACUGGGUCAGAGCACUGUGAAAUGUAUGAGAGGCAUACUCGAGUGCUGGAUAAAGCAAGCGUCUACUGUAGAGGCAUUCAAAACUCGACAGAGUGCAGCCCAUGCGCUGCAUGUGAAGUUCCACCUCACCACCGGGGAGCCAGUGCUGAGUGAUGAGCAGUACCAUCACCUGCAGAUUGAUGUCAUCUCACUGUAUUUGUUGUUUCUUGUUCAGAUGAUCACAUCUGGCCUGCAGAUUGUUUAUACACAGGAUGAAGUUGCGUUUGUACAGAAUUUAGUUUACUAUGUAGAGAGGGCAUACAGGACACCUGAUUAUGGAAUGUGGGAGAGAGGCUCCAAGUAUAAUGAUGGAAAACCUGAGAUUCAUGCUUCAUCUAUAGGUAUGGCGAAGGCGGCGCUGGAGGCCAUAAAUGGGUGCAACCUGUUUGGUGACAAGGGCGCCUCCUGGAGUGUAGUGUAUGUGGACAUAGACGCGCACAACCGAAAUAGAAGCAUCUUCGAGACUAUGCUGCCUCGGGAGUCCAGUUCUAAGGGAGUGGACGCCGCUCUCUUGCCAACGAUAUCGUUCCCGGCCUUCGCCACCCACGAAGAGCUUCUGGUGCAGCUGACUAAGAACAACAUCCUCAACAGACUGCAGGGAAAAUAUGGCUUCAAACGAUUCAGCCGGGACGGAUACAAGUGUGUCUUAGAAGAUCCAAAUAGGAGGUAUUACAACGAAGGCGAGUUGAAGGAGUUCGACGGCGUGGAGUCGGAGUGGCCGCUGUUCUACGUGAUGAUGAUCAUCGACGGCGUGUUCCGCACGCUGCCCGACCAGGUCGAGGAGUACCAGAAGCUGCUCAAGUCCAGGAUCUACAUGGACGAGUACGGCGACCCGGUAAUCCCCUGGUACUACUACGUCCCGCGCGAAGGCAUCGACUCUGAGCGCAGCGAGCCCUACUCCGUGCGCAGAGUUCCGGCUAACCAUCAAGGAGAAGGCGACAACAAAGACACGGGCGGGCUGUUCCUGUGGGCGCAGUCGCUGUUCGUUCUGGCGCAGCUGCUGACGGGCGGCCUGCUGCACGUCAACGAGCUGGACCCCAUCCGCCGCUACCUGCCCUCCUACAACCGGCCACGCCGUGCCGGACGGUACUCAGCUUUCCAGGCCAAACCGACAUUUGGUAUAGCGACAGAUCUGGUGGUGCAAGUAGUUCUGAUCGCCGAGUCGAUGCGUCUGCAAGCCAUGAUGGGGACCUACGGGAUCCAGACACAGACUCCCCACGAAGUGGAACCUGUUCAGAUAUGCAGUUCCACGCAACUGGUGCACGUGUACCGCGAGCUGGGAGUGUGCGGCAAGCUGAAGCUGACUGGGAGACCCAUUAGACCUGUCGGCUCUCUUGGUACAAGUAAGAUAUACAGGGUGUGUGGUAUGACGGUGCUGUGUUACCCGUUGAUAUUCGAGGUCUCAGAGUUUUAUCUGUAUCGAGAUAUGGCUUUGCUCAUUGAUGAUAUUAAGACUGAGCUGCAAUUCGUUGGCAAAUACUGGCGCCUGUCGGGGCGGCCGACGGUGUGCCUGCUGGUGCGCGAGGAGCACAUGCGCGACCCGCACUUCAAGCAGAUGCUCGACCUGUUCGCCAUGCUCAAGAAGGGCCACUGCGACGGCGUCAAGGUGCGCCUCGGCCGCCUGCAGAACUUGAUCUCCAGCAGCUGCAUAGAGCAUCUCGACUUCAUGAGUCAAGGUGACUUCCCAUCGGAGAUGUUCACGCAGUUCAAGCAGCUGCAGCACGACUACAUCGGCUACCAGUCACUGACGGACGUCCCUCGCACGCUCACGUACAAGGAAGAGGCGUUGGACUAUGAGGAGUACAAGCACAGGUCCACGCCCGACGUGGUGGCGGCUCUUCGCACCACCAGCAACAUAUUCGCGCAGUGCCAGCUGUGGGGGAUACUGAUGCAGCGGGAGGGACCUAUGUAUGAGGUGAACGGCACGCACGCGCUGGACGCGCUGAAGGGGCUGUACGGCAGCGCGGGCGUGCUGCGGCACUGGCGCGCCGUGCGCUACUGCUCGUCGCUGCUCAGCCACACCGUGGACUCCAUCAGCCCCUUCAUCACCACCGUGCUCGUCAGCGGCAAGCAGCUGACAGUCGGCGUGAUCGGGCGUAAGGAGACGGUGUUCGACAAGCCCAUGACGCCCGGCGAGAUCCAGUCGGUGAUGUACUCCACCAUACAGCCGUACGACAUCAUCGGCGCUGUGCUGCAACAGGAAAUAGUCCUCUACUGCGGUCGUCUAAUCGGCACGAAUCCUGACAUGUUCCGCGGUAUCCUCAAAAUCCGUGUGGGCUGGGUGCUGGAGGCCAUCCGUAUCUAUUUGGAGCUGUUCCCCCAAGAGAAGCGAGCUGAUGCCACGCUGGAGAGCCUCUCCCCCUACAAGCUGCGCACUCUUCUGCAGAGAGUGCUUACAGUGUCCGAUUGGGCUGAAGAAAAGGGAUUAACGCCUUUAGAGCGGCGCCGGUUGGAGGGCUGCCUAUGCCGUGUGCCGAAACAUUUUUAUAUGCAAGUUUGGGACAUUCUUUUGCGAACUCCCAAAGGAAUCAUCGUUGAGGGCCACGCCAUCCCCGCGCAGCCGACGCUGGUGAACAUGUCGCGCUCGGAGCUGUCGUUCGCGCUGCUGGUGGAGGAGGCGCUGGUGCGCGUGCCGUCCGCCGAGCGGCGCCAGCUGUGCGUGGAGCUGCUGUGUGUGCUGGCCACCAUCCUACGCCGCAACCCCGAGCUGUACCUGCAGCAGCCGCUGCACCUCGACCGCCUGCUGGACGACGCCGACCUCACCUACGCUAAGGACAGCGGCGUGGCGGAGGCGGGCGCGCUGGCGGCGGCGGCGCCGGGCGUGUCGCUGGGCUACCUGGCGCGCGCGGUCGUCAACAGCGUGCUGCAGACCGCCGCCGCGCCGCACUCCGAGCACGCGCCGCACUCGCACGACGCCUGUCUAGUCGCUUAAGACCUUGUCCAGAAGGGGCGAAUUCGUCGCGAAUCGUAUCGCAUGAAUUCAAACGCGCAUUGUCGAAGUACUAGACAUCAAUACAUCGCGUCCACAAGCAUCGCGCGAAUUCGAAAUACGCGCGUAAAUCGCGUGCACUACGCCAGACUAGUAGUAUCUCGACUCCGAUCCCUAGUAUCGAUCCCUAGAAUCUCGACUCGCGCGCAAUAAUAAAGGGAUAUUGAAUAAUUAUAGUCAGAUAAUGUGACCGCUAUUGCCAAAAACGUGUAUUGCCACAAUUAAACUGGCAAAAUUAAAAAUUAUUUAUAAAAAUGAAUCCAUUAGAUAAAUCGCUUGGUCACGCUAUCACGCGUGAACGGCUGGACCGAAUUCACUAUUUUUUUUAAUGUGUUUAUUAUUGUCAGGAGAAGGUGACAGGAAAAAUUCAAGAGGUAGGGGUAGUUUAAAGUUUACAUCGAGUUUUACGCGGCCGAAGUCGCGGGCGUCCACUAGUAAAAAAUAUAUAUUUAUUUGGAUUCCGACAGUUGACGAGUUAAGAGUUCAUAAAUGAAACUUGUACAUGCAACACAGUGGGCUGCACUGCGUUAUCUACCGAAUUAGGCAAGCAUGAGGCGGGAACAAAAUACGAAUUAGGAAAAAAGCUUGUUUGUUGUUUGGAAAACAUACCAAAUAAUGAAAAUACCGAGCAAAAAGCCUGUCGGUCACCCAGAUAAAAUUAUUGUAAUUAAUUUUUUCACUAAUUAAAGAUUUAUACUGACUGUUAUACCCAAUCGAUUGUAGGAUACCUAUAUCUAGAUUUUAGGAUGCGCAAAAUCUAUACUAAUAUAAAGCUGAAGAGUUUAUUUGUUUGUUUGGUUGAACGCACUAAUCUCAGGAACUACCGGUCGGAUUUGAAAAAUUCUUACAGUGUUAGAUAGCCCAUUUAUCGAGGAAGGCUAUAUAUUAUCCCCGUAUUCCUACGGAAACGGGAAUGACGCGGGUGAAACCGCGCGGUGUCAGUUGGUGUUUUAUAUAAUUUUUAAAACUUAGCAUAGAUGUUAUAAAUAAGAAGUAACCAAACUCAUUUUUAGAGCAACUUAUUUUUAUAUGACCUUAACAAGAAUCUUAAACUUAAAGUUCUAACUCUAAUCAUAAUGCAAAAAAAAUAUGUGUAAUCAUAAAUUUAUAUACUACAACAUACAAAGGGUUAUAAUAUUUUACAAAUAUGAAUACUAAUUCAAAAGACAUAGGUUUUAGGUAUUAGUAUGUAUAAUUGCCAUUUUUUUUCUACUCUACAUCUCUGUUGAUAUGUGCUGUUGCUUAUGUUUUGUACACUAAAUUA